UGAAGUGAAGGGCUCCAGGCAGUCAUUGGUGAGUCGAAUUGUCUGUUGCACAGACGUCAGGAGAUUAGCGGCUCGCAGCUGGAAUACAAGGUUGAAUCGCAAAGACGGGAAGGAGGCAUAGCAAGAGCUGAAAGUGGGCAUCGGAAAGCUGCAUCCUGUACUCUGACAGGAAUGAAAGGAGAGCCUUUAUUCCCCGGGAUGAGAGACAUCACGCUUUACCAAUACUUUGGUCUUCUAGAUGGAGAAGAUCUCUUUGUUCUGCAAAACCCAGCUGGAGAUCAUUUGCUAGAAGCCCACUUCCAUUACAUCACAGACUUCAAUGACCUGCCCACCUCACUGUUUGCAUGCAAUGUGCACCAGUCUGUUUUUGAGGAUAAGGUUGGGAAGGAAAAGUUUGAGGCUCUCUUCCAAGCCUAUGACGACCAUGUCACAUUCCAGUUGUUUAAAAGCUUCAGACGUGUGCGGAUCAACUUCAGUAACCCAAAAGCAGCAGCCAGUGCCAGGAUAGAGUUACAUGAAACACAGUUCAGAGGAAAGAAACUAAAGCUCUACUUUGCUCAGAUGCAGAAUCCAGGCUCGGAUGGAGACAACCUGCACCUGGCACCACCUCAGCCCUCCAAACAGUUCCUCAUCUCCCCCCCAGCCUCACCCCCUGUGGGAUGGCAGCAGAUUGACGAUGCUACACCUGUCAUCAACUACGACUUGCUUUACGCAGUUGCGAAACUAGGACCUGGAGAGAAGUAUGAGCUCCAUGCAGGAACAGAGUCGACUCCCAGCGUGGUGGUUCAUGUCUGUGAUAGCGACAAUGAAGAAGAGGAAGAACCAAAGAAUUGUCCCAAACCAAAAAUAAUUCAAACUAGACGCCCUGAUCUUCCCACGACUGUGUCUCACUGAACUGGGUUGUUGGAGAAAAAGCAAAAACAAAAGAAAACUUCACUGUUUCAGCGUCUCUCUCAAAGCGGUUGUUUGUUACUGAACACAAUCGUCUUUCCCUUACAGGACCCGUCAUGUUCAAUAACCAUUCUCUGUCUGGUCAGGCCUUCCAAAAGGGCUAAAGGGGGCUUUUUGUGUAUUCCUUGUUUGUAAUGCGCAGUCACUACUGAGCAAUGACAUUGCUAUGUUCUGUUGGCAUUAUUUUGUGUACUGUGUCCCUCCCCUUAUGGCCGUGUUUUUGUCUGGUAGCCAUUGGUAGGCAGUAAGAGAUGUCCCUGGAAACAGUACUAUAGUCUGUGACCAACAGGAACAGAGGUUUAUUAUUAUAAAGUACAAUCUGGCACUUCAUACCAUUUCGAAUACCAACAGUGUCAACGAAGAGUGCUUUUUUACAAGGACAUGAAAGUUAAUGAAGUGACAGAAGAAGAACACUAAGCUGCAUGAGUUCACAUAAUAUAAAUCAAAAUUUUGUUUAAAAACCUGAAGCUAGUCUGAGGUUAAUGCUUACAUAACCAUCACAUUGACCACAGAAAGCUUAAAAGUACUAAAAUUGCAUGCACUCAGCCCUGUCUUUAACUGUGAUGUGCAUUACCUUUGUUCUGUUUGCUGUGCAAAGCUGUUUCCUUCAACAGCUAGCUGUGUCUCUGGCUUUCUGUGUUUCUGACAGGAAGUAUAACAUUUCAGGCCACGUAUGGUUAUCAAUCAUCUUGUGUAAACGUCUAUGAAGAGAAAAAUCCAUUUUUUUUACUUUCUUGGAGGCAAAUUUCCUUUUGCCCUAGUCUGUUCCAAGGGUCCUGUCCUAAAAGUACUGUAUGGCUCUCCUGGAGUCUUUCAUUGAAACCAUUAAUCUAAAGAAAUGUAAAGCCAAUCAUUGUUAGUUAUGCCUAGAAUCUGUGAAUGUGUGUUUUUUUUACUUAAGUAGCUAUCUGGCAAUGUGCAUGGUAAUUGUUUCAUUUAAUCAUUUCAAUAUCAGAAAACAACCCAUUGAUGAGAUUCUUAAUAGAUGUUGUGCCUCUAGUGGAUGCACCGUGUGUUAUGUUUAUCACAUUUAAGAGCACAUAGAUGCAUGAUUAUUGAGAGAAGAAGGAAAACAUCCAUUGUAAAUUUUAGUAAUUUCGAAUUUCCAAGUGCUAUUAUACAACUGAUGACAAGAUGGUUGAAAGAAUUGUGAAACUAAUUAAUCCCCCUCUUCCUUCUCUUUUGAGUCUGUUCUUUGUCUCCAAAGUCAGAGCAGUGUUAGAUUUUCAACAUGAAUUAUCCAUUCUAGACAAAGACGUGACAUUUUUCUCAAAUUAGGACAAUUAUAGGGCUCAUUGCUAGAGAUAAUAAUUGAAGUCGCUGAACUUUCAUUUUCAAAGCUUGGUUGUCAUUAAUCUGCAGCCUGAGUGUCAGGCUUAGAAAUUCUGAUUUGAAAUUGAUCUACAUUUUUCAAAAACAUCUGAUAAAGAUGUUCAAUGACAGUGAUCAGUGAGUGUUCCUCAAUGGGUUUAAGAAAACAGUUGUCUAGGUCUGAUUGCAGACUGGGUGUUUGAAUGGCAACCAUAAACUUAAAAGACAAUUAGGAAAUGACGUUCUGCAUGUCCUGUCCAAGUGGGGUUAUUGUAGAUGUUUUUGUAUGUCUUACCUUUUAUUGCAUAAUGCCAACUGUAUAAUGUAGUAUAAAAAAGCAUGUUUCCAGGAAAAGCAAUGAUUAGGCAAAUCACAGGAAGUAUAAAGAGGUGUUGGGAGACAACAGCUCCAUUGCUUUCUCGGAGAAAGUCCAUUUUAUCAUACUGGGUUGCAGUUGUUUUUCAUUAAGUUCAAUCAGCAAGAAUUUUGUAUACUGUAUGUUAGCACAAUCAGCAAUUCUAAAGUAACAGUUUUACUGUCUUAAAUUACACAAUUUGCAAAAUAAGGAAAACAUAUUUCUUGACCUAUUGGGCUGGAUAGAGUUUUGUGCACUUGCAGCUUUCUACGUUUCUUAUUUAAAAAGAAAGCAAGUUGGUUAAGAGAGAAACCUUGCUACAGUAUGCCAAGAUUUGCCUUGCAGCAUCAAUAAGCUGCCUUUUAACUCAUAUUUGUUAUGUUCCUCUCGUCUAUGAAAAACAGCAGUCUGGUUUGUUUUAACAAAACGUGCGUAUACCUUGCACUGUGCUGAAAGUUUUAUCUGGCCCAGUUCAGCAUGUUUGACUUUUUAAAGAUGUUGAAGUGUCAGAAAUAAAGUUUUCAUUAAAGGGGCUCAUUUUUUUUGGGACCUGUCUGAGGAGUCGUGAACUAUACCAGAAAGCUUAGCUGCUCUAGUGGAACAGAGAAUUUAUAACAUAAUUUUGCUCUGAUGGUACAGUAGGAUAUUGAAAUGUAUUUUGAUGGAACUAUGGUAAUGACAUUCAUGCUUUGCCAAUGUGAUCAUUCAGAUGUGGCCAUCUGGUUAUCACAAUAUUCUUUUGCACUGCAAAAUUAUACCUCACAGGUAUAAAUGAGCAGACUAUGUGCUGCAGUCCUUGGUGUUUGAUUUUUCCUUGAUUAAAGUCAUGAAGUAAAGGACCAUAAUUUUGUUUAAGGAAUGAAUGACUAUCAUAUAUACCAUGCUCCAUUUACUAAUGGAUAUGCUCUCACUAUUUCUUGAAUUCUGAUCGAAUUCUGAUCAGGACCGGGCAAAACACAGUCGAUCUGUGAUUUUUGAGUAUAUUCAAAUAACACUCUCUUAUUUACAGUAUUUCCCAUGUAGGUUAAAUGUCAAAGUCCACUAUUAUCGAAUAAAGAAAUAUUCAAAUAGACAAGAAAAACACAAUUUCAGUGAAUUAACAAUAGAUGUUUUCUGUAGUUAUUUUUGAUCACACUACUUUUAUUUAAAGUUUUAGGUAUCUUUGUUGAGCUGUUAAACCAACAGUAGGCUUUUGAUGGAGUGGAUUAAAACAAGCUUCCCUGUAUUUCAUUGUUGAUUAUACAGGCUACUUAGCAGUAUGUUAAUUGCUUAAAUUCCUUAAUGUGCUGCUUAGUUUUAGUGAGAAAAAUAAUUUAAUUCAAAAUUUAAUGGUUUAUAUGACAGUCAAAAAAAGCAGAAAAGAGACCAAGUAGCAGUUCUUAAUAUAACUGAAGUUGCCUAAAUUUGUUGUUUAAAUUAAAGAGCACACUGGUUCCUGAAUUCUGCUGGGAAGUUACAGUACAUUUUAACUUUAAAUGCAUAAGCAAACACAUUUACAAGAAAGAUGUAAAGGACAAAUCAUGAACCUCAUGUCUCCAUUUUGUUAAUGGUGAACAUUAAGAAAAAAAAUGUUUUAUUUGGGAAAAGGUGUUGAUAUGGCUUAACGUCAACUACUUAUAUGAAGUAAAGAUGUUUAAUGAAGUAGUUCAUAGAAAAUUAUAAAAAAUAAAAAAUAUUGUUUCAUGUACUGUUUAAUGAAGACUUAUUUUACAGUUCAGGGCAUGUUUUUCUUUGUUGUAAACAUACUGAAGUGCUCUUGCCACUGAAUGUUUGCUUCUCAGAGUAAAAAAAUGAUGAUGCCCUAAAUAGGAAAAGGUCACGUCUAAUAAAUGUCCAAUUUUAAAUUCUCAUUUUUAUUUCUGGAUUAUACAGUAUAUUCUUAUGCACCUUCAAUAAGUAAGAAUCCAGCACCUUGUCAUUUAUGUACAUUUUUUAAUUUCCAAACACCUAUAUUCAGAGAUUGUUUAUGAUUAUAUAUUGUAUGUUGUUCUAAAAGUCUGUUGGAAUGGAGAGUAGUACCACUGAUGAUGAUAAACAAUAUCUAUAUUGUGUAUUAUUGUGCAAGAUCAUUAAGGUACUUGUCAUCUACAUGUAUGACCUGCCUGCCUACACUAAUGUGACAUAUCUGUACAUAUUAAUCAAUUCUAUUUUUACUGCAUUUUUGUACAAAUAUUCAUUGUAGCAAUGUACAAGUAGUUUAACUGAUUCUACAAUAGUAAAGAGUUUGGUUUUAA
Molecule: messenger RNA, 4851 nt
Organism: Lepisosteus oculatus (spotted gar)
Lineage: Eukaryota; Metazoa; Chordata; Actinopteri; Semionotiformes; Lepisosteidae
Gene: rcan2
Product: regulator of calcineurin 2
Biological process (GO): calcium-mediated signaling
Cellular component (GO): cytoplasm; nucleus
Molecular function (GO): nucleic acid binding; calcium-dependent protein serine/threonine phosphatase regulator activity
Source: RefSeq, a predicted model, not a curated record